CUUCAGGUAGAUGCCGGUCCGAUGACGCUUCGCCAGCGACAGUGGCACCGGCUCCUCGGGGGCGGCAUACGCACUGUUGAUGAGGCGCUUCUUGCCUCGGCCGAUGACCCACGGCCAUAGGCUGACGGCUCACAGGGCCUGCAGGGGGUGCGCACAGGGGGGGCAGCCUCGACGGUCUGGGUCGUGUUGCAGAUAGCUGCAGACAAGACACACACGAAGAGACAUGAUUGUUGACAUUGAUGGAUGGGGGCGAGGUGGGGGAGGUGAGCUGACAUGUCAGUGUACUUCUGCUUAUACGCCUGCAGCUCCACGCGCACACCAGUCUCUCCCGUCCCCUGCAUCAGCCACGCGACAGAUGAGUGAGCUCAUGAAACGGUCGGUGCACUGGGGCGAUGUUCUUAACUGAGUGCGUUCAUACCAUGACAAGGUUCUCGCGGGUGUCUCGCAGGACCUUUCUCCAGGUCCACAGCAGCUCACGGUGUUCCUGCAGACAGCCGGGCAUACACACACACAUCUCCACGUGGCGGAUGGGAUCGGAUGGGAUGCGGUGUGCAUGUUGUUGACGGUGUGGUGCACACACGCCCCCACACACACCUGGAUCAGCGUCUCCUCACUGGGCUUGCGCAGGAGCCUGACUUUGGUGACGGCCGCACCGCGGAUCAACCUGUGGAGGGAGCGACGCAGGCCCCCAUCAGUCAGCUUGUGUGUGGUCCGUUGUGCUUGUUGGCUGUGUGUUGGCUUACGGGCGGUUCGCUUCCAGGGCGGACAUAUCGUAGGGGCUGUCCCCCACAGAGACGACCCUCGUCGGCUCGAGCCCCAUCACCCGCAGUCCCUUGAGCAAGUCCCCGAAACAUCCCCUCUGAACGCACGGACCGGUGGAACACAUCCAUCAAAUACACGCAACAACGAGGCUCGGAUCGCCCACCUUCCAGGUGGACGAGUCCAGCUUCCCACGGCAGGCCUUGUCGGCGUGUUUGCGUGACGAUAUGAAGGGGAUUUGCUGCUGGUGCAGGAAAUGGCGGACCCCCUCAUACCCGGGGUACUGCAGCGACUCGUACAACCUGCAGACACACACACAGACACACAGACACCACCCAUGCACACACGCCGAUGCAGUCAGUGUUUGUGUUGUGUGUUGCGUUGGCUAAUUGGGUACUGUACACUCGGGAGACCCGUUGGAGAUGAUGACCACCUGGGCCUUCUUGGCGGCCUCUUGCAGGAGGGCCAGGGCCUCCGCACCGCCCCUCAGGUUGACCCGCCAGGGCCGCACGGGAUCCACAUAGGACGAAGGAAACAGCGUAUCGUCCUGACACACACAUAAGCACGCAAGAUGACAGAAUGCAUUCCGCAUCAACGCCUUUACAUGCAUGUGUUGAUGCUGCUAGAUGCAUCGGUUCAAUGCACCCCGUGCUUACCCAGUCGAAGAUGACGACGUCGACGCUGGUGCCUUCUUGGCCACCCAACGCCCCACUAGUCAGGCCGCAAUUGAGGCCGCUUUCCAUGCUCUCUGGCACGCUCUCUUGGGAGCCGCCUGCCUUGUUCGAGCCGGAGAGAGGGCAAUCGAGAGAGGGCAGGGGCCGGGCGGUGGCUGCCGAGUGCCCCUCAGCGCCGCAGAAAGGGCUCCUGCACGUGGAUGCUGACGCCACGCCAAUGGCGCCACGCUGAUGGAUGACCCUUGCAGAGGUUGCCUUUGUGGAAACAACAGCCUUUAAUUGUGGAAAGAACAGCGUCCAAAACAGCGAGAGCGAUUGGAAAACCAGAAAGGAGGGGGAGAG
Molecule: messenger RNA, 1775 nt
Organism: Vitrella brassicaformis
Lineage: Eukaryota; Vitrellaceae
Source: the annotation of a GenBank genome assembly